AUGAUUCAAGAUUUAAUUAAUUUAAGAUAUAAUUAUCAAGCAGAAUUUGAAAAUAUAAGCAAUAAUGAAUAUGCUAAAAAUCCUGAAGGACUUCCAUUAAGAAGUCCUAAUAGAUACAGAGUUUUAUGA
Messenger RNA from Funneliformis mosseae, 129 nucleotides. NCBI's taxonomy places the organism in Eukaryota, Fungi, Glomeromycota, Glomeromycetes, Glomerales, Glomeraceae. The record is from the annotation of a GenBank genome assembly.